AAGCUGCUGUCUCAUUUAAGUGUCCGAAGCGUGGACGAGAAAUGGAUGCCCCGUACACUAGAUUAAAUGUUCGUUCUUUAUUUAUGAAGAAAAGAGUUCUGGGUUGUCUUUCAUCUUCAGUCAGAAAACUGUCGUCUUCCAUCUUCAUUUGAAAGUUUUGGAAUGUGUGUAUCGUUUAUGAAGAUACAAGUGCUGGGGUGUUUUUUCUAAACAUGAGUUUAUCUUCGAUAGCUGUGUUCACCCUAUUUGUUGCCACUCAUGUAAUCUGUUCACAGAAUUUUAAUGAAAGCCGUGUUGAUAGAUCUUGUGAUUAUAAUGGAGAAAAUUAUAAGCAUGGCGAAGAAUGGAAUCCCCAUCCAUGCAGAGUAUGCAAAUGCCGCCGUAAGACCAUCGUAUGUGACGUUGAAGACUGUCCCGAAAUAAAAUGCAAAACUCAGAAAUACGUUCCCAUUGGAAAAUGCUGUGCUACAUGUAUAGGUUAUGAUGAUAGAUCUUGUAACCGUAACGGAGAGUUAUUUAAGCACGGCGAAGAAUGGAAUCCCGAUCCGUGUACGACAUGUAAAUGUCGCCGUAGAAGGAUCGGCUGUGAAAAAGAGGUUUGUCCUGAGAUGGAGUGUGAAAGUCAAAAACGCAUUCCUGUUGGAAAAUGUUGUCCCGUAUGUGCAGAGGAUGACGUACCACCUCAACCUGAGCAAUCUGAAUUACCCGAGGGUGAGCCAGGAGAAUUUGAUUCGAAGGGAGAUCCUGGAAGAUUUAGUCCACCCGAGUUACCUAGAGAGUUGAUAUCAUGGCUUCAAAGCUUAGCUGCUCAGCCAGGAGUAAAUGGAGAAAAAGGACCUCAUCCUCAUGUUUUUCAGUUCACACAAGGACAGGUGGGCCCAGUAGGACCACCGGGACAAGAUGGAUCAUCAGUGAAUAAUUCUGGAAAUUUUCCACUAUAUUAUAUAUAUGUUUUCCCAGGACCACCUGGUGAACCUGGACCACCAGGGUUUCCAGGGAUGAAAGGCGAGUCUGGAGACACAAGAACAGUAAUAGCUGAUUAUUUUCCACCUAGAGAUCUACGGGGAAUGAAAGGUGAACCUGGAUCUCCAGGAUUGCCGGGAGCACCAGGUCUACCGGGUAUUCCAGGAAUUAAAGGUGAACCUGGAAAUGGAGGAGGUAUAUAUGAUUCCUGGCCAGGUUUACCAGGACCAAAAGGUAUGUCUGGAUUGCCAGGAGUUCCUGGAAGUCCAGGAGAGAAAGGGGACCCAGGACUUCCUGGAUUUCCAGGAGUGAAAGGUGAACGCGGAUUCCCAGGACUUCCAGGAUAUCCAGGAUUGAGAGGCGAUGAUGGACCACCAGGAGUUCCAGGACGGAAAGGUGAUCGUGGACUUGAUGGAUUUCCUGGACCAAAAGGUGAUCCUGGAUUUCCAGGGCUACCAGGAAUAAAAGGUCCCCCAGGUAGUGAUGGAUUUCCAGGAGCCCCUGGACUCAUGGGUGAAUAGAUAAGUGAGUUGAAAAAUGGUUCCACCAGGUGCUAAAGAUCAGGCGAAAAACUGUAUACAAUGAUACAUUUUUCUCAAGAAAAGCAAGUGAAUACUCUUAUUGCAGCCAUAACAAUUUCUGUAGUAUUUAAGUAGAAAGUUUAUACAAAUAGAGAAGAUAGCGCACCAGAUCUUCAACAAGGAACCAAAUUCUCACUGAUACUUUUUUGUUUUAAAAGAAUUCCUAUUUCUGGGAUUGCAGUAAUAUCAGAGCAAAACUACAACCAUCGCUGUUAUACGUAAACGAAAGGAAACAAAAAAAAAUUAAGAAAAACUUUGACUGCGUUACAUCAAGAUUAGACUAAAAAAAUAUUUCUAAAAGAUUGCGAAUUUCGUUGCAUUCCGCUGAACAUACCAUUCGCCAUAUUAUAACUUUGAAUUCUCUACGUCAAAAUGUUAUAAACCAACUUAAGCUCCUUUAAAAUACUCUGAAUUACUUGUUACUAAGACUUUCAGAAAAUAAUAGCUCCAAAAUAAUAUUAAUUUUUCAAUAACUGAAGACAUGUGAUUGUAUUUUGAUUGUGAGUGUUCUGAUUGAUUCUGAUUGAUGGCUUGAUUCUGAUGGAUGAAAAUGAACUUUAAAUUCAUAUUAUAAAAUAUGCACGUCUUCAUCUGAAAUAAUAUAAUAAAGACUUCGUCUUUGUGGGUAACUUUGUGUAUCUUUCUUUAUAACAUUAGAACCACUCGAGGAAGAAAAUAAUGAAGACUUUGAAUAAGAUGAAGACUUUGUGAAUAUCUUUGUGUAUCUUUCUUAUAACACUAGAACCACUCGAGGUAAUAUCCUGAUACUUGGACAGAAGCUAAAAGAGGCAAUUUAAGCUUCCGAUCUUUAUAAUCCUUCAAUUAGUUGUUCCAGAUUAACGUUGAGAAAAUGAAUUUUUCGAAUUAGUUUUGCAUUAGUUAUUGUUCAAAAUAAAACUAUAGAC
Messenger RNA from Parasteatoda tepidariorum (common house spider), 2449 nucleotides. RefSeq lists its product as uncharacterized. NCBI's taxonomy places the organism in Eukaryota, Metazoa, Arthropoda, Arachnida, Araneae, Theridiidae. Gene Ontology annotation, biological process: extracellular matrix organization. Gene Ontology annotation, molecular function: extracellular matrix structural constituent conferring tensile strength; protein binding. The record is from RefSeq and is a predicted model, not a curated record.